Molecule: messenger RNA, 3100 nt
Organism: Helianthus annuus (common sunflower)
Lineage: Eukaryota; Viridiplantae; Streptophyta; Magnoliopsida; Asterales; Asteraceae
Product: beta-galactosidase
Exons: 19
Coding region: 160-2850 (896 amino acids)
Biological process (GO): carbohydrate metabolic process
Cellular component (GO): vacuole; cell wall
Molecular function (GO): beta-galactosidase activity; carbohydrate binding
Source: RefSeq, a predicted model, not a curated record
CAAAGCACUCAUUUUUUUCCCGCAAAAUCUUCACACUCUGCUCCCUUUACUGUCAUCCAGUGAAGAAAGAAGACGACACUUGACACCAUUUCUUUUUAAUUUCCAAUUUUUUUUUUUUAAUUCUCUACAAACCCCAUUAAUAGAACACAGCUGUAGUGUAUGUGGGUGUGUGUUUCUUGGUAUCUUUCUUUAUUCCAAAACAUUAAAAAUAUUAAAAAGAAUAGAAUAAAGUGGAGGGAACUUGCUGCUAAGGGAAAGAAUAUUAUUAUUAUUAUUACUUACAACAAGAGGGAAAUGCAGUUUGCUGAGUGUGAAACUUUAGUGUAUUUUUGUUUCAAGAAAAUGCACAACUUUCAGUUAUUUUUGGUGGUUUCAUUGAGUUUAUGUGUUUGUUUCUGUACUGCAUCUGUUUCUUAUGAUCAUAGAGCAAUCUCCAUUAAUGGCAGAAGAAGGAUUCUUAUUUCUGGAUCCAUUCAUUACCCAAGAAGCACACCUGAGAUGUGGCCAGAUCUCAUUCAGAAGGCUAAAGAAGGAGGUCUUGAUGUUAUCCAGACUUAUGUUUUCUGGAAUGGGCAUGAACCACAACCUGGUAAAUAUUAUUUUGAAGACAGGUAUGAUUUGGUUAAGUUCAUUAACCUAAUUAAGGAAGCUGGACUGUAUGUUCAUCUCAGAAUAGGCCCAUAUGCUUGUGCUGAAUGGAACUUUGGGGGAUUUCCUGUGUGGUUGAAAUAUGUGCCAGGAAUUAGUUUUAGAACAGAUAAUGCUCCUUUCAAGGCUGCAAUGGAAAAAUUCACAAGGCACAUAGUGAAUAUGAUGAAAUCGGAACGCUUGUAUGAGAAUCAGGGCGGUCCGAUUAUUUUAUCUCAGAUCGAGAACGAAUACGGGCCAAUGGAGUAUGAACUUGGAGAACCGGCUCGAGCCUAUUCAAAAUGGGCUGCUAAUAUGGCGGUGGGUCUAAAAACGGGUGUCCCAUGGAUCAUGUGCAAGCAAGAUGAUGCUCCUGAUCCCAUUAUCAACACUUGCAAUGGUUUUUACUGUGACUACUUCACUCCUAACAGUGAUUCCAAACCGAAAAUGUGGACCGAAGCGUGGUCAGGAUGGUUCACUGAGUUUGGCGGAGCGGUUCCUUACAGACCAGCUGAAGACUUAGCGUAUUCCGUUGCUAAAUUUAUUCAAACGGGUGGAUCGUUCAUUAAUUAUUAUAUGUAUCACGGGGGAACCAACUUCGGUAGGACCGCAGGUGGCCCGUUUAUUGCCACGAGUUAUGACUAUGAUGCCCCUUUGGAUGAAUACGGACUAAAAAGGGAAGCUAAAUGGGGACACUUGAAAGAUCUGCACAGAGCAAUAAAACUGUGUGAGCCCGUUUUAGUUAACGGGGACCCGUCUGUUAUCUCACUUGGAAACUAUCAAAAGGCAUAUGUUUACAAGAACGAAACAGGCGGAUGUGCUGCGUUUCUUGCAAAUGACGACAAAUCUGAUUUUGCAAAAGUGAAUUUCCGGAAUCAGCAUUACAAUCUGCCUCCAUGGUCAAUCAGCAUUCUACCGGAUUGCAAGACCACUGUUUAUAAUACAGCAAGGGUCGGUGCCCAGACGACACUGAUGAAAAUGACUCGUGAGCCGACAGGAUUUGCGUGGCAAUCGUAUAACGAUGAAACCGAAUAUUAUGACGAUGAUACGUUUGGAACAGUUGGAUUAUUGGAGCAAUUGAAUGUGACUAGAGAUGCUUCUGAUUACUUGUGGUACAUGACUGAUGUUAAAAUUGACGCCAAUGAGAGGUUCUUGAUAAGAGGGGAACAACCGACACUAACCGCCUUCUCUGCUGGUCAUUCUUUGCAUGUUUUCAUCAACGGUCAACUAUCAGGAACCGUGUAUGGAAGUCUUGAAAACCCGAGGAUAACUUUCAAAAACGUUGUGAAUUUAAGAGCGGGCCUUAACAAGAUUUCACUGCUAAGCAUUGCUGUUGGUCUUCCCAAUAUCGGCCCGCAUUUCGAGAUGUGGAAUGCUGGUGUUCUCGGUCCAGUUGCUCUUUCUGGUCUAACCGAAGGGAGGAGAGACUUAUCAUGGCAAAAAUGGUCUUAUAAGGUCGGGCUAAAAGGCGAAAUUUUAAGUCUUCACUCGCUCAGUGGAAGUUCAUCGGUCGAAUGGGUUCAAGGUUCUUAUGUCGCUCAAAAACAACCGCUAACAUGGUAUAAGGCAGUUUUUGACGCUCCGGCGGGGGAUGAACCGUUGGCGUUAGACAUGAACAACAUGGGUAAAGGUCAAAUAUGGGUCAACGGUGAAAGCAUCGGACGUUACUGGCCGGCAUACAAGGCCACCGGCGGUCCUUGUACCACUUGUAACUACACUGGUUAUUACGACGAGAAGAAAUGCCUGAGCAACUGCGGAGAGGCGUCUCAAAGAUGGUAUCACGUACCUCGAUCGUGGUUAAAGCCAAGGGGGAACUUGUUGGUUGUUUUUGAAGAACUAGGUGGAAUUCCGUAUGGAAUAUCGUUAGUGAAGCGGGAAAUAUACAGUGUAUGUGCUGAUAUCUUCGAGUGGCAGCCAUCGUUAAGGAAUUACCAGAUGCAAGCUUCUGGUCAAGCCACGACACCGUUGAGACCAAAGGCCCACCUUUCGUGCAGCCCGAAUCAGAAUAUAACUUCCGUUAAGUUUGCUAGCUUUGGCACCCCUCAAGGCGGUUGUGGCAGUUUCCGGGAAGGCAGCUGCCAUGCACAUGACUCGUACGACGUCUUCAACAAGAUUUGUGUUGGCCAGCAAUCUUGUGCAGUACCCGUAAACCCCGAGAUAUUUGGAGGCGAUCCGUGUCCGGGAGUACUGAAGAAACUAUCUGUUGAGGUCAUUUGUAGCUGAUCAAUUGUGAGCUUGAAUCAAAAGCUUUUCUGAUUCUUUUGAAGGUCUAUUUAAGAUUUAGAUGUCUUGAGAAUAGAAGAAGUGUUAUGAUAUGAAGAUAUGUGCUUUUGAGAAAGGUGAAGUUGUGGAGAUAUGGAAUGCAACACACCAUUUUGGUCCAAAAGCAUUAGACUAAUUAUUAUUGGUGUAUAUAUAUAUACUAGGUUAUCACCCGCGAACUUCGCGGGUAGAAAAAUUUACUUUAUAUUAA